Molecule: messenger RNA, 493 nt
Organism: Diabrotica virgifera virgifera (western corn rootworm)
Lineage: Eukaryota; Metazoa; Arthropoda; Insecta; Coleoptera; Chrysomelidae
Product: histone H2A-like
Exons: 2
Coding region: 50-493 (147 amino acids)
Cellular component (GO): nucleosome
Molecular function (GO): DNA binding; protein heterodimerization activity; structural constituent of chromatin
Source: RefSeq, a predicted model, not a curated record
GUAUUCACUUGAUCUUCAAGGUAGAACAACGCAAGUAGAAAUCUAAAACAUGUCUGGACGUGGUAAGGGAGGCAAAGUUAAGGGAAAAGCAAAGUCCCGAUCAAAUCGUGCUGGUUUACAAUUUCCUGUAGGUCGUAUUCAUCGUUUAUUGAGAAAAGGAAAUUAUGCCGAAAGAGUUGGUGCUGGAGCUCCUGUAUACUUGGCAGCUGUUAUGGAAUAUUUAGCUGCUGAAGUUUUGGAAUUGGCAGGAAAUGCAGCUAGAGAUAACAAGAAGACCCGUAUAAUUCCUAGACAUUUACAAUUGGCCAUAAGAAAUGACGAGGAAUUGAACAAAUUACUGUCAGGAGUUACCAUCGCCCAAGGUGGAGUAUUGCCUAAUAUACUUUUACCUAAGAAUACCGAAAAAAAGCUUCAAAUAUUAACAAGAGUAAAAUCCUGUAUAAAAGGUUUUAUUAUCAAUUUUGAUAGUGGUGUAGUGGUUUAUAAGGGUUAA